Momordica charantia (bitter melon) is the source of this 1632-nucleotide messenger RNA. RefSeq names its product mitogen-activated protein kinase 1. Gene Ontology annotation, biological process: protein phosphorylation. NCBI's taxonomy places the organism in Eukaryota, Viridiplantae, Streptophyta, Magnoliopsida, Cucurbitales, Cucurbitaceae. The record is from RefSeq and is a predicted model, not a curated record. Gene Ontology annotation, molecular function: MAP kinase activity; ATP binding.
AAUCCUUCACUUCUUCUUCAAACUCUCGGUCUCCGUCUCCGUCUUCUUCUUCUUCUUCUGCAUUCAAUUUCUUCAGCGGAAGACAAGAAUUCGUUUCCGGCGGCGGAGGAGGAGGCGGAGGAGGAGUUUUCGAGGUCGAACAUGGCAGACGUCGGUCACAACAACGCCGCAGCCGAUUUUCCGGCUGUUCCUACCCAUGGAGGCCAAUACGUGCAGUACAACAUCUUCGGGAAUCCGUUCGAGAUCACCUCCAAAUAUCGCCCCCCAAUUAUGCCUAUAGGUCGUGGCGCCUACGGCAUCGUCUGUUCGGUUUUGAAUUCGGAGACCAACGAGAUGGUUGCGGUGAAGAAGAUUGCCAACGCGUUUGAUAAUCAUAUGGAUGCGAAGCGAACGCUCCGUGAGAUUAAGCUUCUUCGGCAUUUGGAUCACGAAAAUGUAAUAGGCAUAAGAGAUGUGAUUCCUCCACCUUUACGGAGAGAAUUUAAUGAUGUCUACAUUGCCACUGAACUAAUGGAUACGGAUCUUCACCAAAUAAUCCGCUCCAACCAAGGUUUAUCAGAAGAGCACUGUCAGUAUUUCCUUUAUCAGAUUCUCCGAGGAUUGAAAUACAUUCAUUCUGCAAAUGUCAUUCAUCGAGACCUGAAACCGAGCAACUUAUUGCUUAAUGCCAACUGCGAUCUUAAAAUAUGUGACUUUGGUCUUGCUCGUCCAACUGCGGAAAAUGAAUGCAUGACAGAGUAUGUUGUCACAAGAUGGUAUAGGGCACCUGAACUACUAUUGAACUCUGAUUACACAGCUGCCAUAGAUAUAUGGUCUGUUGGUUGCAUCUUUCUGGAGCUUAUGAAUCGAAGGCCUUUAUUUCCAGGCAGGGAUCAUGUGCAUCAGAUGCGUUUACUGACUGAGCUUCUUGGCACACCAUCCGAGUCGGAUCUUGGUUUUAUUCGGAAUGAGGACUCGAGAAGAUAUCUUCGUCAGUUACCUCCACAUCCUCGUCAGCCAUUAGCGACAGUUUUUCCACAUGUUCAUCCUUUGGCGAUUGAUCUUGUGGAUAAAAUGUUGACGUUUAAUCCAACAAAUAGAAUUACUGUUGAAGCAGCAUUAGCACAUCCCUACCUAGAAAGAUUGCACGACAUAGCCGAUGAGCCAGUUUGCCCAGAGCCAUUCUCGUUCGAGUUUGAGCAACAAUUCAUUGACGAGGAGCAAAUGAAGGAGAUGAUUUACAGAGAGGCAGUGGCACUCAAUCCAGAAUAUGCAUGACAUGGGACGUCCACGCUCUAAGUCGUCUUCCCGAGCAACGACGACUUUGCAAAUACUGAAUAACAUAUGGCGAAAAAGGUCAGGACGGUGUACAAAACGAUCGAUACCCGGAUCAUAUAAGCUUAGAAUGCUGAAUUGGCUAACUCAAUGUGUUUCAUUCAUCUACAAUAUCACUCUCUAUUCAGUCGCUUAAGAAAACUUUAUUUUCUUCCACGGAAAAAUUGUUAGUUUAUUAUUUUGCCCCACGUUUGGUCGUUUGAGUUGUGUUUUUUGUUUGUUUUCUUUGUAUCAUAAAUGUUGAAUAUCUGUAUUCUGUACAGCACAGCAGACUGAAUUAAAUGCAAACUCAUUUAAUGGAAGCUAUCUUUUUGUGUA